This is a messenger RNA of Drepanopeziza brunnea f. sp. 'multigermtubi' MB_m1, 2412 nucleotides long. RefSeq lists its product as uncharacterized. NCBI's taxonomy places the organism in Eukaryota, Fungi, Ascomycota, Leotiomycetes, Helotiales, Drepanopezizaceae. The record is from RefSeq and is a predicted model, not a curated record.
AUGCUCGCAGAGAUGGAUGAAUCGGCAUCACACCGAGACACUCGACCUCGAGGCUGCUCUCUGUACCAGAGCAUGCAAAUCGGUCGCGCGAUCACCACAUCCUCGCGCUCGACCUCGAAUACAGACGAGCUCUUUAAGGACCUACCAACAGCUGUCGAGACUGCGCAGCUGCCCCUGCCUCCUUUCUCCAAAACCCACAAGAGCAACAACAACAGCCAGCACUCACUGCCCUAUUCGCGCCGCUUCUCAGACUCGCAGGAGCUCUUGCCGGGUCAGAGCCGGAAGAGCCUGUAUCAUUAUUCGAGCACGACGAAAUUCGUCUUUGAUAAACCGGUCACAGAGAGGAGGUCUGCGGGAGGUUUGAAAGCUCUAAUGCUCGGGAAUGGGAGGGAGAAAGAUCCGGACUGGGGUGGCGUGCCGCAAACGUUGACGAGGGGGCUGAAGGAUGGGUUUCGGGACUUGAUGGUUGAUGUCCUGGGCGUGGUGGCUACGUUCCCGUUCUUCGUGUUGGGGGGCGUGUUGGCGUACCAAAAUGGUGAGGAGCUGGAGCCGAGCAAAAGACACGUUCUGGAGCAGUGUAUCAUGGGGGCUGCUACGCUGUUCCCGCUUGUGUUUUCGGUUAUAGUGGGAAGGACGAUGAUCAAGUUCGCGAGUUGGAGGCUAGAGAAGGGCGCUGAGCUUGGUCUGCUUGAGCGCUUGGUUGGAAGUCGGACAGUGGGAGGCACUAUCAUCACGCAGCUCAGACUACGCAGCAUCUCGAUAGUUGGUCUCGGAUUGAUACUGGUGUGGCUGUUGUCACCACUGGGCAGUCAGUCGGUUCUCCGGAUUCUCUCGACAUCAACAAAACCCAUCGUCUCGACCGACUUCCAGAUAUCCUAUCUGAACUUACGGCAAGCUAGUCAAGCGAGCACACCUGCUUUCAACGAGUGGUUCUCGAGCUUCGCUGCCAUGUUCACCUCCGCUAUGCUAGCUCCGCAUGCUGCGAAGAACAGCACGAUGGAUCCUUGGGGAAACGUCCGGAUACCUCUCUUCUCAAGUCUUCCGCGUAAUUCUUCAGACACCAACGGCUGGAGGCAAGUAUCUAACAAUAUCACGCCCGUAUACACAUCAUUGUUUGGCAUCCCAGUAUCGGGCCUUCCUCUCGGCAACUCAACCUUCACUAUCGAGUCCUCCUAUACAGAGCUCACAUGUUCAAACAGAACGUCCACGCUCGUUCGCGGUGCGGACUUCUUCAUAGACCCGGGUCUCAUCUCUGCCACAGGACCAUUCUACUCCUUUCAGAUCGUAUCCGACACGACGACCUGGGUCAUGGGUUACGCUGGGGACGAUGUCACUUCCCUUCUUCCAAAUGCCACAGUACAAAGCCUGGAUAGCCUUCCCUCAGACACAACACUACAGACCUUCAGCCCCGGUUUCCUCCUCUACCAGGACUUCACGGGCACCGCGAAUGUGACCUCUCUCUACUGCAUUCCUUCGCAAGCUUACGUCGAAUCCAUCGUUAUAUGCAGCAAAUCCUCCCUCACCACAUCCGCCACCUGCGCCGUGACCGCGCAGCGGAACUCCGUCCUGGCGCAUAUGCCUACUGCACUAACGCCAUUCUCCCUGAACGCGACGUGGCUCGCCAUCACCGCGCUGCUCCCAUUCACCACGCCAAGCGGGAACAACAUCGACCUGAUCCAGAACUACCUCGUCAACCCGAACUCAAACCCGUACAUCGAAUCCACGCCCAUCGUCUCCGCAUCAUCCCUCGCCAACGACAACAAAAACAACACAAGCGAAAGCCGCUUCCUAAACCAAGUCACCCUCCCGGAAUUCAGCCACCGCCUUACUCAAAUCCUCAACACCUUUCUCCAAGGCACCCUACCCAGCUCACCCUCCUACCUCAAAGGCGACCAGCAGCUCUCUCCUUUAGCCUCAGAAUCGCCAUCAGCAUCAGCGUCAGCAUCAAAAUCACCACCAGCCACACCUCCACCCGCAUCACUAUCCGCCCAGCUCUCAAACGCACCAGCAACACUCACCGUCCCCAGCACGCACACCACCACCUCCCUCCAGCCGACCCUCACGACUUCCUACACCUGGCUUGCCCUUUACCUCCUCUCCACGCUCGCCACCCUCCUCUGCGCCCUCGCCGCAGCCCUCAUCCGCCGGCAGUGCCGCGCCCGCGACUCCCUACCCUACGUCUCGUCGCUCUGCCGCGAGGUCCUGCAGCCCGGGGGCGGCGGCGCCGCCCUGGACGGCCUGGAGCGCAGCCGGCGCUGCCAGGGCCAGCGCGUCCGCCUGGGGGAUCUGGGCCAGGUGCCGGGCCGCGGCGUCGAGGUUGGCACCGGGGUCAGGCUUCCGGUCGGGAGGCUGGGGAUUGGGCCGUGUGAUGGGAGGGUGGGAGGGUUGGUAAGGGGGAAGCUGUAUCUGUAA